CUUAUUACAGCAAUGGCUACAGAAAGCACUAAACUGAACUCAGAAUACCUGUUUUAUCGUGAUGACUUCCAAGUCACACAUAAGAUGAAACAAAACUUUGACAAAUAUGGUUACAUAUUAGUAAGGAGACUACUUGAUAACGAAGAGGUUGAAAAAGUAAAGAAAGUAUUCGAGAAUGCAACAUCAGAACAGAUUCUUGAAGACAAUCAAAUGAGGGUUUCUGAUGGUCAAGGACAAGAGGCCAAGUUAAUUGUAUGGUCACAUCCCGGUAAUGAUGUCAGUGGAAUGGUUAGUAGGUCACUAAAAGUAGCAGGAACAUGCGAAAAGCUCAUGGGAGAAGAGGUAUACCAUUAUCAUGGAAAAUUAGUCAGUAAAGAGGCUUUCACUGGUGGCUCUCAUUUAUGGCAUCAGGAUUACGGAUAUUGGUAUAAGAAUGGCUGCCUGCUACCUAACAUGAUGACAGUUUUUAUUGCCCUUGAUAAAUGCACAAAAGAAAAUGGCUGUUUGCAGAUAUUGGAAUGUUCGCACACAUGUGGCAGACUCGAUCAUGAAUUGAUGCAUGGACAACAAGCCAUACCAGACACUGGAAGAGUUGAUCAGAUUAAAGAACGUUGUCCAUUGAUAUGGUGUGAAAUGAAUCCAGGUGAUGCUUUAUUUUUUCACUCCAACAUGAUGCAUACAAGUAGUCAAAACAGAAGUCCAAACAGAAGAUGGGCUCUCCUGACUGCUUUCAAUACGAAGUCAAACAAUCCAACCAAAGAGCAUCAUCAUCCAUGCUAUACACCACUAACCAAGGUUCCAGAUGCUGCUAUCAAAGAAUGUGAGAAUUACACUCUUGAUCUUUCCCAGAUGGGUUUUGUACAUCCUAGUAAAUCACAAACAAGUCGUCCGAAUCUAUCCAAAGAGCAACAAGAAGCAGCCGCCAGAAGUUAACGUUGUCACAUUUAACUUGUAUUUCAAAUUGCGUUAUAUAAUGAGAUUAUGAUAACUUGAAUUGUAAAAAUGGUAAAUUCCUUUUUAAACAAUAUGUAUUGAAAUAUUGAAAAUUGAUUAUUUCAAAUAUAUAUAAGCACCUUA
Messenger RNA from Mytilus californianus (California mussel), 1077 nucleotides. Its product is annotated as ectoine dioxygenase-like. The record is from RefSeq and is a predicted model, not a curated record. The transcript has 9 exons. NCBI's taxonomy places the organism in Eukaryota, Metazoa, Mollusca, Bivalvia, Mytilida, Mytilidae. The coding region runs from base 13 to 933 and encodes 306 amino acids.